AGACUCUCUCUCCUCAGCUCCACACUCCUCCGAUUCCUUUUGAUCUGCCCUUUGUCUUUCCGCCGUCCUCUCAUUCUCAUCCUCAUUCUCAUCCUCACUCCGUUCCACCCAUUCCCUUGCUCUGCUUUCCUUUCUGCUUCCCUCCUCCAUGGCCUGCAAGUCCUCAUGGGGUUUCGUACAACGACUCCCCCUUCCUCAACCACUCUUAAGCCAGACCAGGGUCCGAUCUCUUCAUAUGCUUGCAAGGACUAACAACACCCUGCCUUUCAGGUCACCAAUCCUCGCUAGGUGCAUACACCGCACGUAAGGACCCACUCCGCAGGACAAUCAGUUAUCAUAUCAACCUCAAUGCUUUCUAUCUAGCAGGAAAACGCCAUUAUCUUUCCUCAAUUGUUGAUGCCAUGGUUCUCCCUUUUUUUUUUUUUU
Gamsiella multidivaricata is the source of this 426-nucleotide messenger RNA. RefSeq lists its product as uncharacterized. The transcript has a single exon. Lineage: Eukaryota; Fungi; Mortierellomycota; Mortierellomycetes; Mortierellales; Mortierellaceae. The annotation marks the transcript as partial. The record is from RefSeq and is a predicted model, not a curated record.